Leptidea sinapis is the source of this 4723-nucleotide messenger RNA. Its product is annotated as solute carrier organic anion transporter family member 1B1-like. Lineage: Eukaryota; Metazoa; Arthropoda; Insecta; Lepidoptera; Pieridae. Gene Ontology annotation, molecular function: protein binding. Gene Ontology annotation, cellular component: membrane. Bases 151 to 1863 code for a protein of 570 amino acids. The transcript has 13 exons. Gene Ontology annotation, biological process: transmembrane transport; sodium-independent organic anion transport. The record is from RefSeq and is a predicted model, not a curated record.
UGAUUCUCGGAGCAACGCCACGCGUUGAGUGUGGUAUUGAUACGAGGUUGGAAGUGGCAUUAUAUAUUUUUUUAAUAUUGUAAACGAUGAAGCAAUAAGUAUCGACCAAUUUUGGGUUAGAUCGAUAAGGGACUCACUUGUCACACAACAAUGAGCUGCCUCAAUACUUGCUACAAUAAAGUAAAAUCGCGGAUACAGUCAUGGGCAAACAAUCGAGAGUUCGUGCCCCAAACACUACGGAAGUUGGUGUUUGGGAACCUCAUCACCAUCACAAUCGCCGAGGCUGCUGCCUACCGGAUCAUCAUUCAGGACGUCCGGACUGGAAACCUUCCCCACUAUAUGCCUUACUUAUUACUUACAUUGUUCGCCAUGCUUGAGGCCAUUGCUGCCCCGAUAGUGGGGUGGCUGGGAUACAGGAACCGAAGAAGAAUGUUGCUGGGCUGGUCCUGGGGAUUAUUCUUCAUCUGUUUUACUUUAUUCUUCAUUCCUUCGCCCACUCAGCUGGAUGAAUCUGAACUUUGCAGCAGUACAAAAAACACGAUUAUAAAAUAUACAGGUGUGUCAGCCGUAACUGCUGUACGAUUGUCGAUAGUUCUAUUCACUGCCACCUGCUUUCUUCUAACGAGGGUGGCGACGUGGAGUCACUACUUGGCGUAUACUGAUGAAUAUGCACCAGAAAGAUCGAGUGUUCAUGUGGGUAUCCUUGUAAUAUCUCGAAUAAUCCCGGGUAUAUUUGGAUUCAAGAUGCUGACAGUUGUACUCGAAAAGAGCAUUAUAAUAAACGCUGUGAUCCUGACGAUGCCGUUGAUUGUUCAGAAUGUCCAGAUGCAUUUCGCAAUACCCUCGUCUUCACCUGAGGUGGGUGGCGUGGCUAAGGCUUCACCUUCAUUGGAUGACAGAGAUUUCUUCACAAGCUUGCGACGUGUGCUAUUCAACUUCAUAGCAAUGUCUCAAAUGGUAGCACUGGGCUUAAUGGCCGCUGCCUUCUUCGGAUUUAGUUAUCAUGAGGAGGCUUUAGUUCAUGCGAGAUACAACAUUGUCCCGGGAACUGAAACGGUCACACAUUUCCCGGAGUUUUUCCGAUAUAUACCUGCUAUACUUGGAGUUGUUUACGUUGGCGUGAAGCAUUCUGUCCCGAUUCUCCCGGAGUUUGACUUCUUCCGCGGCGUGAAGCACAUUAUCAAGAUGACCGUCAUAGCCUUCGUGAUGUACAUAGUUGUCGUGAGCGUGCCCUCCUGCAGCAAGGGCCAGUUGGCAGGCCUGGAUGGCACCUAUCAGACCCCCAUCUGUAGCUCAUCUUGCGGAUGCGUACCUAGUUGGAACGCAUUCUCACCCGUAUGCGUAGUGGACACAAUGACUACUUUCGCAUCACCUUGCGAGGCUGGCUGUACUACUCUAGAAGACCAACAUGGUAUAUCAGUAUAUACAAACUGCAGCUGUGCUGCAACGUCUGGCAGAGCCGUGGCAGGCGCCUGCGGUGACCACGAAUGUCAACCUGCCUACCAAUUACAUCUGACACUGUACUCCAUCAUAGUGGCUGUAUCCGCAUUGGCCUUCCAGACACAAAUCAUGAUGAUACUAAAAUCAGUUGAUCCUCGAGACAAAUCGAUAGCAAUAGGGAUGAUGUGGGCGAUGAUAGCAACGGUAGCAUACGUCUUCGGGAAUAGCAUAUUUUAUGCUAUUACUUCUAAGGCGUGUCAUUGGUUCACAUGGAAGAAGUGCCAGUUAUAUAAUGAACAUUUCCCCUACAUGGUCGGAUUUACGUGUGCAUCAUUUGUUUUCAUAUCACUGUUAGUAAACUUGGCCUCACUGGGAUAUUUAAAAACUAAAUUCAAAUGUGAUUCUCGAAACGCUGUAAAUUAGUUUAAGAUGAUAAUUGUAAUGUAAAAUAGUGGAGGAACCAAAGAAAUUUAUGUCAAAUAUUAUAAUUUAACAUAACAUAAGCUGAAUUAACAUCACCUUUGUAGCAUAAGGUCCGUAUUCCACAUGGUAUCCUAGAUUGCAUCUCAAAAGAAAACUCCUUGCAGACUUAGGGUAUGUUCAGAUAUGCACUGCGAGCACUGCACAGUGCUAUCACUGUAGAAAAAUUGGUUCUGUUAUGGACUGCCAGUAUACUGUCGUAGUACCCUAGGGAAAUAUAUGACGUCAUAAAUCGCCGCCAUAUUCUACUGUGAGCACUGGCGUUUUCGAGGUAAGGUACUCGCAGUACUUUGAUCACGUGAUCAGUCAAAACCACUCGAGUGCCUAAAAUAUUAAUUAAAAUAUUUUUAAUUUGACAGUACUCCAACAAAAGUUUUUUUAAUGAACUAGAAAACUUUAAUACACUCAUUUGAAUGUUGCGUCAGAAAAUGCGGCUGACAGUAUACGGGAUUGCGUUCCGUUUUAAAUAGUAACCAGUUUAUCUAGCUAUAAAGGAACGGCUUCACAGUAUAUUAAAUUGACGUCACACUGUGCAGUGCUCGCAGUGCAUAUCGGAACAUACCCGUAAUAAUCAUAUGGCUGCACGUAGAUUACUUAGUACUUACACUUCAUAAGUAAAAUAUUGUUCUUUUCGAGUACGGCGAGAAAAUAAAGUCAAUGUUACACUAACCGUUACUUAUCAUAAUAUUAUCUAAACAAUUUGUUAUGCUUUUAAAGUGAUCCUCUCAAACCCUCACUUCUGGGAUUUGUAUAAAAUAUAGUCAUAAGAUGUUCUUCGUAAUAUGGGCUCUUACGGCCGUUCCCAAUAUACUAUCUACAGAUAGAGAUAAAUUACUACCGUCUGUCAGUAAUUAUCUGUCAAUAAUCUGAAGCUGUCCCAAUAUACCCGAUAUGUCAUUCUUAUCGCCUUAUAUAGGACGCGUUAAUUGCUAUUUCCAUACAAACUUUAUAUCGCUGGUAAGCUAUUCGUCGUCCCAUUGACAUGCACGGAUAAGGUGAGUUACCGUCGAUAAGUUUAUUGGGACAGAAAAGUCAACGAUAGUGACGAUUUUUAACUCAAGUAAGAGAUAGACUGAAUAUUGGGAACAGCCGUUAAUGAACUAGUGAUACGAGUUACAGUGAACUCGCCAAAGUUCUCAAUUUAAAGAAUUCAUCAGCUCAUCAAAAGCGUAGCGAAAGAUACUGUAAGGUAUUAUAUAAGUUAGGGAAAUAUUCAAUGUUUAAUAAUAUAAAUUAUUGACCAAUAUGUACAAAUAUAUUGCAUAUAUAAAUAUUCAAUAUAUUCGUACAUAUUGGUUGACCGCUAACAAAUUCCAGAAGCUAUAAUAGCACUUCAAACGUUUACGGUAAUAAACUAAUAAUAAACUAAAAUAAACUUGGUAUAAAGUUAUACCGAAGAAUUAACCAAGAAUGUGCAAAAUGUUGACUAUAUAACCGACAACACUGUCAAUACAAUGAUAAUUCUGAAGUUUCCCGAAUGUCAAGCAGCCUUGCAAAUAAACGCGGGAAACGUUAUACGUGAGAAUAAACCAGCAUACGUAAAAUGUCUACUUGUAAACAUUUUGCAUAUUCUUGGAUUAUUCUGAGGUAACUUUAUACCAAGUUUAUUUGGAAGGCCGUUAGAGUUACAUUGUAUAUGAGAUGGCCUUACCUCACAAACAUAAUGUGAUACAAAUUAUGAUUAAGGAAGAAAUACCUACUGUAGGUUCGGGUAAUCGUAAGCCGCAAAUUCCGUAUACAGUAAGCGUGCAUUGAUAUGUUUAUAAAAGGAAAUCUACCUGAAAGACCGGCAGCGGUAACGUUUUCAGUGAUUCAUCCGAUAUUGUAAGUAUACUUACCUACCUACCUACGCUACGGCUACACUAUCAAAUGCCAUUAUUUUUGCGUUAAACAGGGCGGUAGAUAGGUAAGGUAGUGUGGCCGUAGAAUGACACAAGUCUCAUUUGCCGUUCUAACUUAUAAAAAACGGCUCAAGGUUACUUAUUCUGGAUCUACAGGAAAUGAGUAAAUAAAAUAAUGCACCGCAUGCAUAAUAUUGACAAAAAACAAGAUAACAAAUGCUUGUAUUGUGAAAAUGUAAUUGGUACCUACCGUUAAGAUAUGUACUACACACUAGAGAAGAAAUUAGGAACAAAUUGUAGGGUGCAAAUUGAUAACAGCGGGACAAGCACUUAGACCAGUGGUGGACCAGACAGCUUAAGAAACUUUAGAGGAGGGCCAUAGUUAAAGGAAAAAUAUAUUAUGUUAUACUAUUCACGUCGAAGGACCGUCGGCGGGCCGAAUUAAAUUGACUUUUCUGCCCCAAUAAACUUAUCAACGGUAACUCACCCUAUCCGUGCACGCUGUCUGUCAAUGGGACGACGUAUAGCUUACCAGCGAUAAAAGUUUGUAUGGAAAUUACAAUUCACGCGUCCCAAAAUAAGGCGAUAAGAAUGACUUAUUGGGUAUAUUAGGACAGCUUCCGAUUAUUGACAGCUAAUUACUGACAGUAGAAGGUAGUAAUUUGUUAGAGACAAAUUACUACCUGUAGAUAGUAUAUUGGGAACGGCCGUUAGUGUAUGCAUAUCGUUUGUAGCAACAACACGCAUUUAAGGGCUGGAUUUUAUUUAAAAUAUGGGUUCGUGUGUAUUAAGAUACUGCUGGCCUCAACUCCCUCUUACAAACAAUCAACGUAGUAUUUACGUAAUUUGUAUAAUAUAUUUUAAGGAUGCAUAUAGUUAUUUUUAUUGUACAAAAACUGUGGACUUCGAGUUUGUUAUUUUUUUAUAUAAUCUAUGUGUAAAUAUUAUAUAGAUUGAAAUUA